AUGACAAAUUUCAUGAUGGAUUAUGAGUUCAAAAUGAAAACCCAGAAUGAGAGGGUGAAAGUUGAAGAUCUGUUCGAUUACGAGGGAUGCAAAGUUGGUAGAGGCACGUACGGUCACGUAUACAAAGGCCGAAGAAAAGACGGAUCGGACACUAAAGACUAUGCCCUCAAACAAAUUGAGGGUACUGGUUUGUCUAUGUCUGCAUGUAGAGAAAUUGCUCUCUUGAGAGAACUAAAACACCCCAAUGUAAUAAACCUGAUCAGGGUAUUUUUAUCUCACAAUGACAGAAAAGUUUGGUUGCUCUUUGAUUUUGCAGAGCAUGAUCUGUGGCAUAUCAUAAAAUUCCAUAGAGCUGCUAAGGCAAACAAGAAGCCAGUGAUGGUUCCAAAAGGGAUGGUAAAGUCACUGCUUUACCAGAUUCUAGAUGGAAUCCAUUAUCUUCACUCAAAUUGGGUACUGCACAGAGACCUGAAACCGGCCAAUAUCCUGGUGAUGGGCGAGGGACCUGAAAGAGGCAGGGUAAAAAUAGCGGACAUGGGGUUUGCCAGAUUGUUCAACGCACCCCUCAAGCCGCUGGCCGAUCUCGACCCUGUCGUGGUGACAUUUUGGUAUCGCGCCCCCGAGCUGUUGCUAGGCGCCAGGCACUACACCAAAGCAAUAGAUAUUUGGGCGAUAGGCUGCAUAUUCGCCGAACUGCUGACGUCCGAGCCGAUCUUCCAUUGUCGACAGGAAGACAUAAAGACCAGCAAUCCGUACCACCACGACCAGCUGGACAGGAUAUUCAACGUAAUGGGAUUCCCACACGAGAAGGAUUGGGAGGACAUCAAGAAGAUGCCGGAGCAUCCUACCCUCCUGAAAGACUUCAAGAAGACAAACUAUGUGAAUUGCUCUUUGGUGAAGUACAUGGACAGGCACAAGAUAAAGCAGGACAGCAAGGCUUUCCACCUCCUGCAGAAGUUGCUCCUCAUGGAUCCGAACAAACGCAUAACGUCCGAGCAGGCCAUGCAGGAUCCUUACUUUGCCGAAGAUCCUCUUCCUACGCAGGACGUUUUUGCAGGCUGUCCCAUUCCUUAUCCGAAAAGGGAGUUUUUGACUGACGACGACCAAGACGAGAAGUCCGACAACAAGAGACAGAACCAGCAGCAGCAACAGCCCCAGCAGCAGCAACAACAACAGCAGCAGCAGCAACAGCAGCAGCAACAACAGCAGCAACAGCAGCAGCAACAACAGCAACAGUCCGGCCAGCAGGACAACCACAAUCCCGCGAAAAGGGUGAGGAUGACGGGACCUCAAGGUCAUCCCGGACAG
Messenger RNA from Phaedon cochleariae (mustard beetle), 1308 nucleotides. The record is from the annotation of a GenBank genome assembly. NCBI's taxonomy places the organism in Eukaryota, Metazoa, Arthropoda, Insecta, Coleoptera, Chrysomelidae.